Molecule: messenger RNA, 815 nt
Organism: Cylicocyclus nassatus
Lineage: Eukaryota; Metazoa; Nematoda; Chromadorea; Rhabditida; Strongylidae
Source: the annotation of a GenBank genome assembly
ACUGUGAUUGCCAUAAUCCGAGACCGCACUCCGCCCCGUUUUUCACUAUAAGGUCAAUCCCACGAAUCGAACAGAUCACCAUGAGUUUGUCGUGGGUGGCUGUUUUACUUCUUUUCUAUGCUGGAGCUGCAACAGCCCGAGGGUACGCAUGUUCUCAGCCAGCCUUGUAUAGGCAGUGUCAGUGCCCUUCGUUCUGCGGCUCCUACAAUAGUGCUCCUGGUGGCUACAUUAUUAUGUACGAUAGUGGGUAUGGUGGCUAUGGUGGCGGAUUAGGUGGCGGAUACGGUGAUUUGCUUCCUAGACGUCACAAGAAACGAAGACAUCAUAAGAAAAAGAAGUUCCGCUUUGAAACCGCUGAGGAGCCAGAAGAGGAACUACCCGAACAUCCAUCAGAGCCAGAGGAGAGACGUCCAUCGCCAUCGGAGCCAGAGGAAAAGUCGAGCAACUCUAAACAUUCUUGGGAGAAUGAGGAUAAAUGGGAGAAGAAAUUUGUGAGCCACAAAUCAAAGAGUAAGGAACCUGAAGGUGGUUCCGAAGAGUUGCCAGAGAUUGAUGAUGAGGACAUAACAUCUGCAAAAGGUCCAGCAGCUGCAAAAGAUCGCGCGGACAAGCUGUUAAUACCCAUAGUAGCGCAAGCCCGGGAGGAGAACCUGGCGGUCAAGGUCCAGUCAGUGUGGAUAACACGGGGGGCGGCUGAUCUGCAGCUAGUGGAUCUUCAAGGUAACGGCGGUCCUUUGGCAUCUCUUCAGAUAAUGCAAAUUCACCCGUCACUUUUUUCUUGGAGCUCAGACACUACGAGUAGUUAUCAUAUUUAA